Molecule: messenger RNA, 471 nt
Organism: Venustampulla echinocandica
Lineage: Eukaryota; Fungi; Ascomycota; Leotiomycetes; Helotiales; Pleuroascaceae
Exons: 3
Coding region: 1-471 (156 amino acids)
Biological process (GO): mitochondrion organization
Cellular component (GO): mitochondrion; nucleus
Source: RefSeq, a predicted model, not a curated record
AUGGCCCGUCAAAGAGGAGGAGGCCGUGCCCCUUCAAGACCUACCGCUUCCAGACCUGCGGCUCCUAAGCAGCAAACACGGCCUGCAACAUCCGCAGCUUAUCCUCCUGCGACUACUCAAAAAGCCGGUCCUCCUGCUGCGGCGCCUCCAGCACAGCAGGGCUCCGCAGGGCCAGGUCUCAUGGGCCAGAUGGCUAGCACAGCUGCAGGUGUUGCCAUAGGAUCAUCAAUAGGCCACGCAAUCGGCGGUUUCUUCGGCGGCGGAUCAAGCCAACCAGCAGAGCAACAACAGGAUAACGGCGUCGUUGCCUCCCAGAACCAGCAAGACCAGAACAGCUGGGGGCCAAGAAGCUGCGAGGUUGAUGCGAAACAGUUCACCAAGUGCCUGGACGAGAACCAGGGCAAUAUGCAGACUUGCAGUUGGUACUUAGAGCAGCUGAAAGCAUGCCAAAGUGCCGCCAGCCAAUACUAA